GGCGAUGCAGGUGCGGGGGGUCACGCCAAACGCGCGGUCGUUCUUCCAAGAAUUCAGCGAGAUUGCGGUGGAAGAAGCGAAGGCGUUUGGACUGGUCGGGAAGGGCGGAAAGUAUAGAAUGGGUUUUGAUGACGUUCGCGCGAAUUUUCAGAUUUGCAGACAGGCUGUAGCUUCUAUGGACGUCGACUGGUGCACCACUUCGCUUAUGCUAAUGCACUACUUGCUGUUCUUACGUCGUUUUCGUUCCUCUUCCUCGCUCUAUGGGUCUCAGUUGUAUUGCAUGGAAUUUUAUUGCGUGCGGUAAAAAAUAAAAAUCACAAUCAAGUACCCAUCAAAACUCGUCGGUCUUCUUCCCAGGUCACCGCUUCCGCCCCGGUGUUUCGGUUCUUACCUCUCCGAUUUGCAGAAAGAUUUUAUCCCGUUAGAUGCGAUCUCUUCCGCGAACCAGCUGCAAGCUAUCAAAAGGAAAAAUCCCUCCUCCCCAUAUCAAAAAGGAGUUUCUGAUGCUGGAUUUGCGUACACAAAUCUGUCUUGCAGUGGAGGACGGCAGGCCCAUACCAAGCGUCAGUAGAAGGGUUCUGACAAAGGCGCGUAGCAUGCAAAUAUGUACGCUGUAGGGCCCAUAGCAUCACAAACUGCCUGCAUAAUGUGGCGGAGUCUCUGGAUUGGCCUUGGUGCAAUACAGAGACGAUUUGUGGCCACAAAUCAGCAUCACAAAUUUUCAGAGUUGUUCCUUUUCGGUAUGGGGAGGGGGGAUUUUUCGUCGCGAUACAAGCGCAGAAGAAUUUGCUGCAGGAAGCACUGGAAUUGGUGAAGCCCUUCCUGUGUCAACUGCAAAAGUGUCUGGGUCUGGAAGAGUCGGGGCUUGUCAUGCACAUUUUGCAUGACCCGUGAGGUCUGUGAUGCUGGUGCUAGCAUCACAGAUUUUAUUUUGAGAGCUUCUCGAUGCAGCUAAUUACGCAUUAGAAAUGCCCUGUCUGCGUGCCAAGAGCUGACUCCUCUUGCUGCUCAUGCAACGCAGACAUUUUUAGAAUCCGCAGACAGCAUUACAAGUUCCACUCUUGCAGACCUCCAGGGAUAUUUGCAAUCCAUAUCCUGGAGCAGAUCCGGAAUUUGGUGAUUUUACUCGAAAAAUACACGUGUAACCGGAAGGAGAAGGAGCGGAUUGAGCUGCUAAAAGCCUCCGGGCUGUACGAACCCCCAGACCCGCCGCCAGAGGUGAACGAAGAGGAAACGUAUCCACAGUAAAUUUAUUCCCGUACACGACGUACAAAUGCGGUCUCUGCAGGACAAAACUUGGCUCCGAUCCUAGUUUAGCAUGACAAUUGAUGUUACACUCCAAAGUGGCGACAUUUGUGAUGCAUCUUGUACAUGUACGGGAAAUUUGUAUUGCAUAAAACGGACGAGUUUUACACGACACUCUUUGACCAGGCGAUUUUUCAGAAGCUCCUCACCGAGUUCCCGAUCCAGGCGCAUAGGAUUCUACUGGAGAAAAUGGUGUUGCUGGACAUGUUCUUUAACAGUUCGGCGGAGUAUCCGGCGCAGUAAAAUUACCGCAUCUACUUCUAGUACACAAAGGAUCUUCCUAACGUAUUGGGCACUUUUUGCAUGACACGCCUCAUUUCGUGUGUUCGUUCAGGAGGAGUGGAAUUUGUCUAAUGCAUGUUCUUGCACGUGUAGUAGAAGUUUUGGUAAAUUUGUAUUGCAUACGAGCAACAACGGAUUAUUCCACGAAUUGAUGGACGCGAUGGUAUUGAGGAUAAAGUACAAGCACUUCUUCGACCCGUAUGCAUUGCAAAUACGCCUGGGUCUGGAACAGUGCCAAGUUUGUCAUGCAUAUUUUCUAUGACCCAUGAUGCCUGUGAUGCAUGCCCUAGCACCACAGAUUCUGCGAGAGCUUUCUGAUGCUCAUACCGCAUGAGAAGUUUCCUCUUGUUCAUGUGGCAAAGAAAAACAGCACCGCUUUUGCUGUUCAUGCAAUACAGGUUUUAUCAUGUAGGAUUCCAAAGUUCGAAGUAUCACAAGUUGCAUCCUCCCAGACCAGGCAGACAUAUUUGCAAUGGAUAACCCGCCCCUGGUGGCGAUUGACAUUCUGGUCUGCGAAACGCCGAAUCCAGACAUCCCGGGCGGCUACAUUGCACUCACGAACGAUUUGAACUACCUAUCGUCGAAAAACAAGCGUGUCGCGGAACAGGAUGCGGCCUUGGCGGCACAGGCAGACGACGCCGACGACAAUCCGAAGAAGAAAGUGGAAAGGCUGAUGGCGCUGCGCGUGCGGGAGAAGGGACGGCACGUGUUUCUGAUCGGGAAACGUUUCGAUCCGCUCACCAGCUGGCCGGUAUCCUUAGGGUGGAUCUAUUUGUGUUCAAGAAGAUUUGAAGAUUUUUGAUGAGGAUGCGGAAUGAUCAUGAGGAAGUUAGUUUGACGAGUACACGACCAAGUUUCAUCUUGUUCUUCACUUUCACUAUGCACGACCAAAAACCAGAAAAAACCCAGGGCGUCCCAAAAGUGAAACUGGAGGCGCACAUGAGCAACAAGACGAAUUUUGCCGCCUAUCUCCCCCAAUCCGGCCCGGAAACGAUCGACGAGCCGGGAAUUUUGG
This is a messenger RNA of Amoebophrya sp. A120, 2602 nucleotides long. NCBI's taxonomy places the organism in Eukaryota, Dinophyceae, Syndiniales, Amoebophryaceae. The record is from the annotation of a GenBank genome assembly.